AGCCCCGCCGCCGCGCCGCCGCCUGCCAGUCGCUACCCGGGGUCCUCCGGCUCCUGCCGCACGGGCGCGAGAGGCCGGUGGCCCCGGUGGCCCCGCUGCUGUCAGCGAGCGGAGCCCAGCUUUUAUCCCCAAGGCGCUUACUUUGGUUGCCCAUCAGCUCAAGGCAGAGGCCGGUGACCUGCAUGGAGAGGUGAACAUUCCAUCUCACUUGAUCCGCAGACAACUCAUUGAAUUAGCUAUUUGCACCCCCAUAUUGCACCAAGGAAACUGAUGUUCAAGAGGCAAAGUGAAGUCGUCAAGGUCACAGAGCUACUCAGAGGCAGAGCAAGAUUUAAACCCAGACUCGUCUGACAUCAAAGCUUCCACCUCUGUGCUUCACCUCGGCACUCGCACACCUCCACCCAGUCUCAUCUGGGCAUCUACAAAACAACAAUAAAUUCUGGGCAAAAAAACAACAACAGCAAUAAAUUCUGGGCAGAGCACAUAACUCCUCAACGGACAAGUGGACAAUGGAUCCUGAUUGAAGAAGCGUGCUAUUCUCAUGGCAGACGGCAGAAGCUCAGGAGAGCUGGAGCCAGGCCAUACAAACAUACCUGAAGUUUCCAUUUGGACAUGGUGUCGAUCAUACUUGUUCAUAUCCAUUAUCAUAUAGGCAAGGAAGCUAAAGGAGAAGCAGCGUGCCCAGGCUCACUCAAAGGACCAGUGGCUGCGCCAGCAGCAGUUGGCUCACUGAUGCCCUAGGUGGCUCAGAUUCCCCAGGACACACGCUCCCCUCUACAAAGGCAUAUGGAAGAUCUACGGGGUAGCAGAGGAACGAGAUGUGCUUUAAUGGUCCGAGAGUCUUGAUGGCGUGUCUCUUCAGUCACUUUCGAGGGACAUGAAGAGCAGAUGGCUCCCCCGGCCACUCCGGCUCCACGUCCAUGAGCCCGUCGGCAGCCCUGUCCACGGGGAAGCCUACGGACAGCCGCCCCGGCUACAUGGACAGCCCAGUGAGCGCCCCGCGGACUCUGAGUGCAGUGGGGACGCCCCUCAGUGCCCUGGGCUCCACGUACCGAGUCAUCACUCCUGCUGUGGGCCCGCCCUCAGGAGCGCUGGCGGCCCCCACAGGAAUCAACUUGGUCGCCCCGCCCAGCUCUCAGCUCAAUGUGGUCAACAGCGUCAGCAUUUCAGAGGACAUCAAGCCCUUACCAGGGCUUCCUGGGAUUGGAAACAUGAACUACCCGUCUGCCAGUCCCGGAUCGCUGGUUAAGCACAUCUGUGCCAUCUGUGGGGACCGAUCCUCAGGCAAGCACUAUGGCGUGUACAGCUGUGAAGGCUGCAAGGGCUUCUUCAAGAGGACCAUCCGGAAGGACCUUGUGUACACGUGCCGGGACAACAAGGACUGCCGCAUCGACAAGCGCCAGCGCAACCGCUGUCAGCACUGCCGCUACCAGAAGUGCCUGGUGGUGGGCAUGAAGCGGGAAGCUGUGCAAGAAGAAAGGCAGAGGAGCCGGGAGCGUGCCGAGAGUGAGGUGGAAUGUGCCAUCAGUGGCCACGAAGAUAUGCCUGUGGAGAGGAUUCUGGAAGCGGAACUUGCUGUUGAACCGAAGACGGAAUCCUACGGUGACAUGAACAUGGACAACUCGACAAACGACCCUGUCACCAAUAUAUGCCAUGCGGCCGAUAAGCAGCUUUUCACUCUUGUUGAAUGGGCCAAGCGCAUCCCCCACUUCUCUGACCUCACCCUGGAGGACCAGGUCAUUCUGCUCCGGGCAGGGUGGAAUGAGCUGCUGAUCGCCUCCUUCUCCCACCGCUCAGUUUCUGUGCAGGACGGCAUCCUCCUGGCCACGGGUUUGCACGUCCACCGGAGCAGUGCCCACAGUGCUGGGGUCGGCUCCAUCUUUGACAGAGUCCUGACUGAGCUGGUCUCCAAAAUGAAAGACAUGCAGAUGGACAAGUCGGAGCUGGGCUGCCUGCGGGCCAUCGUGCUGUUUAACCCAGAUGCCAAGGGUCUGUCCAACCCUGCCGAGGUGGAGACGCUGCGCGAGAAGGUCUAUGCCACCCUGGAGGCCUACACCAAGCAGAAGUAUCCGGAGCAGCCAGGUUCGCCAAGCUGCUGCUGCGCCUCCCGGCCCUGCGCUCCAUCGGCCUCAAGUGCCUGGAGCACCUGUUCUUCUUCAAGCUCAUCGGGGACACGCCCAUCGACACCUUCCUCAUGGAGAUGCUGGAGACCCCGCUGCAGAUCACCUGAGCCUGCAGCCGGCCUCCGCCAGGAGGCGCCCUGGGCCGGUGCGGGUGGACCCCCGCCGCGCACAUGAUCCUCCACCCCCCACCCUGACCCCUUCCUGUUCCCAAAAUGUCAUGCUUACAAUAAAGAAACCUUUCUACACAUGAGACUUUUAUAGGUGGAGUUUUGUACAGACAUUAAAGGUAACCUUUCUUUGCUAUUUAAGGGGCCAGGGAUCUUUCUGGAAGUUCUUGGGAAAACUAACCAAGCCUCUGUACAUAUAAUUGGUUUAAAUUAUUUUUUCACUUGCCAUGGAAAGCAAAGGAAUGAAUAAUAAA
This is a messenger RNA of Manis javanica (Malayan pangolin), 2544 nucleotides long. It is a transcript of the gene RXRG, whose product is annotated as retinoid X receptor gamma. Gene Ontology annotation, cellular component: nucleus. Gene Ontology annotation, biological process: regulation of DNA-templated transcription. The record is from RefSeq and is a predicted model, not a curated record. Gene Ontology annotation, molecular function: nuclear steroid receptor activity; sequence-specific DNA binding; zinc ion binding. NCBI's taxonomy places the organism in Eukaryota, Metazoa, Chordata, Mammalia, Pholidota, Manidae.